UAAAUUAUUAUUUGCAAAUUUGAUCGAACAAGAAUACGUGAUGAAGAAGAAUCUGCUUGGAAAGUUUAAAUUAAAGAAGCACGUAGCCAUACAAAACGUGCUCUGAACCCAAUAUUAUAAUGUUAAGACAACUGUGGUCAAAGGUGUACACGCAGAGAUCGAUUAUCGCAUUAUUUAUUAUAAAAAAUAUAAAGUGCAAAAAGUGAAUUCAAUAUUUAAUUAAGGAUUAUGAAAAAAGUAUGGCACCGAAAACUGUAACGAGACAGGAUUUAUUACAUCACAUUCCCGAAGAUAAAUAUCUUUUUAGGGAAUGUGUUAAUUACGAGAAUGAGAUACAAUCUUUAAUCAAGAUAAACCAUUAUGAUGAGCUCUUGCCGAAGAAUGAUCCUCAAUUCUUGGCUCCGAUUAGAAGGUGGGAGAAGAAAAUGGGAUUUGAAACGCCUAUUCAAUGGAUAAAUGCAAUAUUAAUUUCAAUAUAUCACAUAAUUGGAGUCGUGUGGUGUACUGUUCACUUCUUUAGUCCAUAUAGAUGUAAAUGGCAAUCUGUACUUUUUACAAUACUAGUGGGUCAAUUAGGAGGGUUUGGUAUAACAGGUGGCGCUCAUCGAUAUUGGACCCAUCGCGCAUUUAAAGCAAAGUUACCGCUGCAAAUUAUAAUGAUGAUUGCCUUCUCAGUCGCCGGUCAGAACAAUAUUUAUAAUUGGGUCCGUGACCACCGCGUUCAUCACAAGAUGUCGGAAACUUCAGCAGACCCGCACGAUGUGCGCCGCGGAUUCUUCUUCUCUCACGUUGGAUGGUUGAUGAUGAAGAAACACCCAGAUGUCAUAUUAGCGGGGAAAAAGAUCGAUAUGAGCGACAUUAUGAACGAUCCGGUAGCAAAAUUUCAUAUGAAGUAUUUUAAUAUUCUCAAGCUGAUGUGCUGUUUCAUUCUGCCCACGAUUACUACGGUUUACAUAUUUGGUGAAUCGUGGUCUGUUGCGAUUUUAAUUCAAUGCUUUAUACGAUAUUUAUUGAAUCUUCACUUCACUUGGGCAGUUAAUAGUUUUGCUCACAUUUGGGGUCACAAGCCGUACAACAAAUUAAUCAAACCAACUGAAAACUGGUACGUAUCUAUGGUUGCAAUGGGCGAAGGCUGGCACAACUUCCAUCACACAUUUCCCUGGGAUUAUAAAGCUGCGGAAUUUUCAUAUUUUCUCAAUACGACUACUUUAAUAAUCGAUGCAUUUGCAUUAUUUGGCUGGGCUUAUGACAUGAAAGUUGCUUCAUCGAAUGUGAUAGACGCAGUUUCUAGAAAACAAGGCGAAAGAUAUCAAUAAAUUACCAAAAGAAUACUGUGA
Messenger RNA from Colias croceus (clouded yellow), 1337 nucleotides. RefSeq names its product acyl-CoA Delta(11) desaturase-like. The record is from RefSeq and is a predicted model, not a curated record. NCBI's taxonomy places the organism in Eukaryota, Metazoa, Arthropoda, Insecta, Lepidoptera, Pieridae. The coding region runs from base 240 to 1316 and encodes 358 amino acids. Gene Ontology annotation, cellular component: endoplasmic reticulum membrane. Gene Ontology annotation, biological process: unsaturated fatty acid biosynthetic process. The transcript has 6 exons. Gene Ontology annotation, molecular function: iron ion binding; stearoyl-CoA 9-desaturase activity.